Messenger RNA from Punica granatum (pomegranate), 3506 nucleotides. The record is from RefSeq and is a predicted model, not a curated record. Lineage: Eukaryota; Viridiplantae; Streptophyta; Magnoliopsida; Myrtales; Lythraceae.
AGAGUGACGCUCACCCUCUCUCUCUCUCUCUUUUCUGUCAUCGGCGGCGGACGGCGGCGAGGAGACGGAGACAAGAGGUGGUCUCGAUCUCAGUGGAUGGAAUUUACCCGCAGUUAAGCGCAUGGUUAUGUUCGAGACAGCCUUGGAUGUGACUCCUCUUUGCUUGUUUUGAAAUAAGCGAAGUUCUGAAUUUUUGUGAAGAAUAACAUCUAUUUUGAGCUUGAGUAUGGGUUGAAUGAACAAUCUUGAGCUCGUGAUGACCACUGGUUGGCUACCUGAAGUGAAUUGAAGCAGACCCCUCUUGAAAGCUGUGAUUUUUGUUAAAAAGGGUCAUGGCGGGAAGAGGAGAAAAGGGGGACCUUGAGCCUGAGGUGGCUGCCCCUGCCACAGAAGAUGAGCAAGCUGACAGCUUGAAUCAUGCGGGAGAAGAUGGUGGUGGUGGGGAAGAACAAGAAGAAGAUGAGGGGAAGCAGGAGGGUGACGAAGAUGAGGAAGAGGAGGAAGAAGAAGAAGAAGGGUAUGCUUUUAGAUUCGAGAGUGGAAUGAAUCCGCUGGACUUCACACACGAAGAUGCCACUGGUCUCCAACCUUACGAGCGGUUCGAGCGGCUCGAAUAUGAAGCUCUAGCUGAGAAAAAGAGAAAAGCGCUUGCCGAUCCCCAUAACACUGGUGAAGGGUCUUCAAAGAAGGCGAGGCUGGAUGAUCUUUCAGGUGCAACAAUGGAGGAGAUCAUGGAAGCAUUGAAUUAUGGUGGCAUUCGUAGAAAAUCUCGAAAGUCAAAGAAAAGAGGUAGGAGGAAGGGAUCAAGAAAAAAGAUCGAUCCUGAAGUCUCAAGAAUGCUCGGUGAUGCAACCCUUCACUAUGCACACGGUCGUUAUGAAGAGGCCAUAUCUGUGUUAAAUGAGGUUGUUCGUCUGGCUCCAAACGUGCCCGAUUCAUACCACACGCUCGGACUUAUUUAUACCGCUCUCGGGAACGAUAAAAAGGCAAUGGAUUUUUACAUGAUUGCUGCAAGCCUUAGGCCAAAAGACUCUUCUCUGUGGGAGCUGCUAUACACAUGGUCCAUAAAACAAGAAAACAGUGGCCAGGCUAAGCACUGCCUCUCAAAAGCUAUUACAGCAGAACCAGAAAAUAUUGCUCUGCGUGUUCAACUUGCAUCCAUUUAUUUAGAGGUUGGAGACUAUCAAAGAGCUGCAGAGACUUAUGAGCAGAUACAGAAAAUUUCCCCGAGAAAUGUUGAAGCUCUCAUGACUGCUGCAAAGUUAUACCUUAGAUGCGGAAAGCUUGAACGGGCCAUUGGCAUUUUGGCUGACUACAUUGAGAAUCAAUCACCAGAGGCCGAUGUAAAUGUUAUCGACCUGCUUGCCACAGUUUACAUGGAGAAUAAUGCUGAGGAUAAGGCUCUUAAGCUCAUUGAGCAACAGAACAACCCGGGGAAAGAGCUGGACCCGAAAUUGAUCGUUAAAGCAGGAAUUUGCCAUCUUCAUCUAGGAAAUGUAGAAAAGUCAGAGUCUCUAUUCAAUGCCCUGCAAGUGGAGAAUGAGCACGAUCAGACAGACCUGAUUACCAAGAUAGCAGAUUCAUAUAUGAGUCUAGAGGAUUUCCACUCAGCAUUGAAGUACUAUCAGUUGCUGGAGGGAAAGUGUGAGGGCAAUGGCUUUUUACACCUUAAGGUUGCUCAAUGUUAUCUAAGCUUGAAUAAGAGGGCACAAGCAAUUUCAUCUUUCUACAAGGGUUUACAUAUACUGGAGGACAAUAUUGGUGCUCGAAUAGCUUUGGCUUCUCUACUCGUAGAAGAAAAAAGAGAAGAUGAAGCCAUUUCUUUGCUAUCUCCUCCAAAUAAUAUAGUUUCAGGAGAUGAGGAUCCUAAUAAACCUAAGCCGUGGUGGGAACAUGAAAAAGUAAAGUUGAAGCUUUGCGAUAUUUAUAGAGCUAAGGGGAUGAUUGAGGCCUUUGUGGAUAUUAUUUUUCCACCAGUUCAAGAGUCACUUUCUAUGGAGGUGCUUCAAUACAAGGUCAGACCAAAGAAAAGACUUCCCAAAAGGGUACUCUUUGAGCGAGUCAGACUACUAGAUGAUCAGAGCGCUGAUAAUGUAUUUUCCGGGUUCCGACCAGUUGCACGAUCAUCAGAUCUGUUGAAGGCAAGCAGAGCCAAAAGGCUGCUUCAGAAGAGGGAAACCCAGAAGGGAGAACUAAAAGCUUCAGCUUCAGAGUCAGGAGUUGAUUUGGAUAGUGAUAAUUCAGAGGAUGAACUGUCGGAAACUCUCCUGCAAGACAGAGCUAAGGAAUCUCCGUUUCGUGUUAUUUGGAAAGAUGAGGAGCAUCAGUGCCUAAUAGUAAAUCUGUGCAAGGCAUUGGCGUAUUUGGGAAGGUAUUGGGAAGCCUUGGAGAUCAUUAAUUUCACUGUGAGAUUAGCGUACAAUAUACUUCCCUCCGAGAAAAAGGACGAGCUGCAGUCUGUUGGAGCACAAAUAGCGUACCACACAACUGACCCUAAACGUGGAUUUGAUUGGGUGAGACAAAUUGUUGAAAAGCAUCCCAACAGUCUCGUUGCCUGGAAUUGCUAUUACAAAGUGAUUUCGAGGUUGGAAGGGAACUAUUCAAAGCAUUCUCAUUUUCUACAUAACAUGCGCUCCAAAUACCCCGAUUCUGUGCCACCAAUUGUCAUCAGUGGACAUCAUUUUACUGCUAAAAGCCGUGCUCAAGAUGCUGCAAGGGAAUACUUGGAAGCGUAUAAAAUGCAGCCUGAUAAUGCCUUGGUCAACCUUUGCGUUGGAACUUCUUUGAUCAAUCUAGCCCUUGGUUUCAGGCUUAAGAACAAGCAGCAGUGUCUUACUCAAGGCAUGGCGUUCCUUUUCAACAAUAUGAAGCUUACCGAAAAUAGCCAGGAAGCAAUGUACAACAUAGCACGCGCCUUCCAUCAUGUGGGCCUCGUGUCCUUUGCAGUUCUGUACUACGACAAGGUGCUCAGGACCCGGGAGAAGGAUUACCCCAUCCCAAAGCUUCCAAAUGAGGAACCAGACCUCUUGGGGAGUUUGAAACCAGGUUACUGCAAUCUUCGAAGAGAAGCUGCUUACAACCUGCAUUUAAUCUACAAGAGAAGCGGGGCCCACGAUCUUGCAAGGCAGAUCCUGAAAGACCACUGCACUUUCUGAGGGAAAAUAACAUGGGAUUAUAUGGAUCAAGGGAUGGAUUUAGCUCCUCUGGCGCUGAAGGCUGUGUGUUAGUACGGUACUGUCCUAUGGUCCACAUCGCCUCUUCCGAACCCUCAGCUUGUCAGGGAUUGAUACUAGGAAUUGCUAUGCUUCUGAUCUCAACAAAACACGAUAUCUGGUGGGGUUCUACAGUUUUAGCCCUCUCCAUGCGGAAACACUCCGCGCCCAAAUGAAGUUACCGGGGUGUAGCUAUAAUCUCUCUGUAAAUUAGCAAUUUUGCAGGAUGUAUCCUUUAUUUUGGCAAUGGUAUCAAAAGUGCUAAUUAUGGAAAUCAGUUUCAGUUUUUCUUUA